Messenger RNA from Scleropages formosus (Asian bonytongue), 2870 nucleotides. Its product is annotated as proliferation-associated protein 2G4-like. NCBI's taxonomy places the organism in Eukaryota, Metazoa, Chordata, Actinopteri, Osteoglossiformes, Osteoglossidae. The record is from RefSeq and is a predicted model, not a curated record. The transcript has 13 exons. Bases 115 to 1290 code for a protein of 391 amino acids.
GCUUCGGUGGCCGGAGGAGGCCGGCCCGGAGCCGCGGGAUCCCGCGAGUCGCGCGCUCGCUUGAGCCGCUGACGCGCGCGGGGCAGGAAAGUUGCACGACAGCCGCGGAGAAAGAUGUCGGGAGAAGACGAGCAGCAGGAGCAGACCAUCGCCGAGGACUUGGUGGUGACCAAGUACAAAAUGGCGGGCGACAUCGCGAACCAGGCUCUGCGGGCGGUGGUGGAGGCAGCCAAGCCGGGGGUGUCCGUCCUGUCCCUCUGCGAGAAGGGGGACUCCCUCAUCAUGGCAGAGACCGGCAAGAUCUUCAAGAAGGAGAAAGACAUGAAGAAAGGCAUCGCCUUCCCUACCAGUGUGUCGGUCAACAACUGCGUGUGCCACUUUUCUCCGCUGAAGAGCGACGCUGACUACAUCCUCAAAGACGGAGACCUGGUGAAAGUUGACCUUGGUGUCCACGUGGACGGCUUCAUCGCGAACAUUGCUCACAGCUUUGUUAUUGGGGUGACCAAGGAGGCACCUGUGACGGGCCGCAAGGCCGACGUGAUCAAGGCCGCCCACCUGUGCGCCGAAGCGGCCCUGCGUUUGGUCAAACCUGGAAACCAGAACACCCAAGUGACGGAAGCCUGGAACAAGAUCGCACAGUCCUUUAAAUGCACCGCCAUCGAAGGGAUGCUGUCCCAUCAGCUCAAGCAGCAUGUUAUCGAUGGGGAGAAAACCAUCAUUCAGAACCCGACUGACCAGCAGCGGAAGGACCAUGAGAAAGUGGAGUUCGAGGUGCAUGAGGUGUACGCUGUGGAUGUGCUCAUCAGUACCGGGGAAGGGAAGGCCAGAGAUGCGGGACAGAGGACCACCAUCUAUAAACGGGACCCCAGCAAACAGUACGGACUCAAAAUGAAGACGUCGCGAAUGUUCUUCAGUGAAGUGGAGAGACGCUUUGACACCAUGCCCUUUACCCUCAGGGCAUUCGAGGAUGAAGGCAAGGCCCGGCUGGGGGUGGUAGAGUGCGCUAAGCACGAGCUGCUGCAGCCCUUCAGCGUGCUCCACGAGAAGGAGGGGGAGUUCGUGGCCCAGUUCAAGUUCACCGUGCUGCUCAUGGCCAACGGGCCCCUGCGAAUCACCAGCGGGCCUUUCCAGGCCGAGCUCUACCUGUCUGAACACGAAGUUCUCGACCCAGAGCUCAAGGCACUACUACAAAGCUCAGCCAGCCGCAAGACACAGAAGAAGAAGAAAAAGAAGGCAUCCAAGACGGCAGAGAACGCCACAGGAGCGCCUGAGAAUGAGGCUGCUGAGUAGAAACCACAUACAAACACACACAUCCACACACCUGACACCCAAAAGAACAGAAAUGUGGACGUAAUCUCGAACGUGCCCUGCCACCAAGCCCGUCGACUUUCAGAUGACUUACCUUCUUUUUACCGUCGAGACUGGAAUCUGCCCGGGACGAGGUCCAGUUAACGUCCCUGUAUCCUUUAGUGAUCUCAAGAUUUACCAGGGCCACAUUAAAAUGUAGCAUUACAGUAGGAAAGUGUCAUCUGUAUAGGAUGAAAUGUCAUCAAGUCAUUAUUUUCACCAAGAGUGUUGAGAGGAAAAGGAUACUGGAAUAACAACCGAAAUUAUACUGGCAUCUAAUUUUAUUUUCACAUGAAAGGUGGUCUCAUUUUUCUAAUUUUUCAUUUUUUGUGUGACUUCAUUUAAAAACAUUGGUUUUUGUAAACUGGCCUGGUUAACUGACCAAAUUAUACUAUUAAAAUAUUUAAAAUUUUACCAGUACGAUAGAAUGUGACGUUUUUGCCCCAGGAAUUGUUUUAACUGGCAGUGACAUAAUGAACCACUUGCAAAUGUGCUUCGUACCUUGAAAGAUGGGAUACAGUAAGGUGUAUAAAAGCAUAUAAUUACAGUAUAGUAUGCUUGACUGGCAUGAAAUUGGACCUUGGGUAAUUGCCAUGGGCCUCCACAAGGGGGAGCUUGUGUGGCACCUCCUCUUGAACCUGCUGCUGCUCCUCAGGUCAAUGACAAGCUGACAUUGUACACACGUUAAGUCAUUUCAUUAGAUGAAUGUAACGCAUCUUAUGUUUUAAACAUGCCUUCAGAAUUGUACACAAAGAAAAUUCCGCUUGGUUUCAGGAAAUGUUUGAUGGAUUUUUUUUUUUUUUUUUUAAAUGUUGAAAUGCUACUUGCUUCAUAAAGCGGUUAAACUUCUCCAGGUCACUCAGGUUAAUUUUUAAUUCAGACAGGAUUCUGACUUUUGACAAUACAUGCUUGUCAGCUUUAAGAUGGACUGGUGAUGCUCCGGUGUGUUGUGUGAGAAUUACUCUGUGGUCUCUCUUGCAUUUGCCAGAAUUUAGUAUUUAUAUUAUUAUGAGCUCUGGGUCAACAGUCACAGCCUGGCAAUAAAAAUACCUUAUCUGUGGAAAAAAGGUAGAAUAUUAGUUCGUCUUAGAAAUGAGUUCUUUCGAGAGAUAUAAUUGGCGGCACUUUUCAGAAAAAAAAAUUAUUCUGCUUUCCUACAGUGUUGUUUUGGUUGUGUUGGAGUUAUUCUAUAACCAGAUUGAAGUGUAAUUGUUAUCCAUGCCAAGGACCUCUCAUCUGCAAAUUUUAUAUGAAAAUAUUCCCAACAGCAUAAUCACCGGAUUUAAUUACAUGUAUGAAAAGAGUUUCUGCAGCAGCACUACUGUCCACCCAUCCUUGGGUAUCAGCAGUGUAACUGCAGACUACCAGUUCACUCCUUUUUGCAUAUUCUGUACAAAUAAGUAUUCUAACUUCCCUGUCAAAAAGGUACUUUCUAUAGACUUUGGGUUUGUUUUUGUGAGGUUAUUUUUGUUCUUUUAAAAGAUUCAUCAAACAAACAGAAAAUAAACUUUAUAUUACAAAGA